This is a messenger RNA of Miniopterus natalensis, 2640 nucleotides long. RefSeq names its product Rho guanine nucleotide exchange factor 16 (gene ARHGEF16). Gene Ontology annotation, biological process: activation of GTPase activity. The record is from RefSeq and is a predicted model, not a curated record. Gene Ontology annotation, molecular function: guanyl-nucleotide exchange factor activity; protein binding. Lineage: Eukaryota; Metazoa; Chordata; Mammalia; Chiroptera; Miniopteridae.
AGGACUCCACGGCCGCCCAGCAUGGCCCAGCGGCGCUCGGACAGUUCCCUGGAAGAAAAGCUGCUGGAAGGCCGCUUCCACGCGGAGCUGCGGCUGGAUGCCCAGGGUAACCCCGAGUCCAGACUCCCGCUGGUCCGGAGCCCCCUGCAGGGUAGGAGCAAUGCCAUCGUCCAGCAGGACCCCGUGGGACCUCCGCUUUCGCCCCCUGCGAACAAGGAGCCACGGACUGUCAUCUUGAGCACGGAGAGCCCUGUGGCCCUCAGGAUGGGCACCGAGCAGCUGAUCCCUCGGAGCCUGGCCGUGUCCAGCAAGGCCAAGACCCCAGCCCGCCACCAGAGCUUUGGGGCAGCCAUACUCAGCAAGGAGGCCGCCCGGAGGGACCCCCGGCUCCUCGCAGCCCCGAGCUUCUCCCUGGAUGACAUGGACAUGGACAUGGGCCCCGGAGGGACACUGGCGCGGAACCUGCGCAGCCAGUCUUACCGCGCAGCCAUGAAGGGCCUGGGGGCACUGGGUGGCGAGGUGCCCCCCAUCCCUCUGAGCCCCAAGCUCCACGCUCUGGCCGAGGAGUCCACCCAGCCUCCUGGUCGGCAUGUGGCCAAAAAUAAGAAGACGCUGGGGCGGAAACGUGCACACAAGGGCUCCUUCAAGGAUGACCCCCGGUUCUAUCAGGAGAUUCGGGAGCGGGGCCUGAACACCAGCCAGGAGUCCGAUGACGACCUGCUUGACGAGCCCUGCAGCCCCGAGGGGACACGGAAGGGGGGCACUCCCAUUGUAGUCAAGAACUUCCGGCCCCCCCAGGUCACCUGGAGCCAGCUCCCGGAGGUGGUGGAGUCGGGCAUCCUGGACACACUGCCGGCUGAGGAGCGCAAGAGGCAGGAGGCCAUCUUCGAGAUCCUCACGUCCGAGUUCUCCUACCAGCACAGCCUGGGCAUCCUGGUGGCCGAGUUCCUGCAGUCCAGGGAGCUGCGGGCGACCAUGACCCAGACGGAGCACCACCAUCUCUUCUCCAACAUCCUGGACGUCCAGAGUGCCAGCCAGCGGUUCUUCGAGGACCUGGAGCGGCGGCACAAGGCGCAGGUGUGCGUGGAGGACAUCAGCGACAUCCUGGAGGAGCACGCCGAGAGCCACUUCCACCCCUACGUGGCCUACUGCUCCAACGAGGUCUACCAGCAGCGGGCCCUGCAGAAGCUGACAAGCAGCAACACCGCCUUCCGAGACGUGCUCAGGGAGAUCGAGAAGCGGCCGGCGUGCGGCGGCCUCCCCAUGAUCUCCUUCCUGAUCCUACCCAUGCAGAGGGUGACCCGGCUGCCCCUCCUGACCGACACGCUCUGCCUCAAGACCCAGGGGCACCCCGAGAGGUACAAGGCCGCCAGCCGUGCGCUGAAGGCCAUCAGCAAGCUGGUGAGGCAGUGCAAUGAGGGAGCCCACAAGAUGGAGCGCACAGAGCAGAUGUACACACUGCACACACAGCUGGACUUCGGCAAGGUCAAGUCCCUCCCUCUGAUCUCCGCCUCCCGCUGGCUGCUGAAGCGCGGCGAGCUCUUUGUGGUGGAGGCCGGGCUCUUCCGGAAGCUUGCCAGCCGGCCCACCUGCUACCUCUUCCUGUUCAAUGACGUCCUGGUCGUCACCAAGAAGAAGAGUGAGGACAGCUUCGUGGUCCAGGACUACGCCCACGUGGACCAUAUCCAGGUCCAGAAGGUGGAGGCCACAGAGCUCUCUCUGCCAGGGGGCGGCAACCGUAGCUCGUCCGUGCCACACCCCUUCCAGGUGACCCUGCUGCACAACAGUGAGGGCCGCCAGGAGAAGAUCCUGCUGUCCUCUGACUCCGCGAGCGACCGUGCCCGGUGGAUCACCGCCCUCACGUACAAGGAGCAGCAGUGGCUGGGAACCACCAACAAGGGAGACCUUCCCCAGGUGGAGGUCACCAAGGCCUACUUCGCCAAGCAGGCGGAUGAGAUCUCACUGCAGCAGGCGGACGUGGUGCUGAUCCUGCAGCAGGAGGACGGCUGGCUCUACGGCGAGAGGCUGCGGGACGGAGAGACCGGUUGGUUCCCCGAGGACUUUGCGCGGUGCAUCACCAACCGUGUGGCCGUGGAGGGCAACGUGCGCAGGAUGGAGCGGCUGCGGGUGGAGACUGACGUGUAGCCCGCUCCGUGGGCACCUCGCCAGGCAGCUUCAGUCCAAACUCCAGCAGGUGGCUGUGGCAGCCCGCAGGGGGCCUUGUGGGCUUGUCCCGGGAGCCGAGCCAUCCUGGGCCUCCCCAAGGACCUGUGGGCUGCAGUGAUGGCUCCAGACAAGCUCGAGGGGGCCGUGCCAGCCCUGACCCCUGGCCAAGUUCCUGAGAGGAGCCCAGCCAGCUGUGGUCACUGGCCCCAUACCAGCUCCUGACCGCCCGCCCUGCCCCGAGCACCCACAACUAUGCCAUGGGUGGCAUGAUGGAGGAUGGCCCCGGGAGCCGUGGGACUGGCAUGGGGCUGUCUACCUCCUACACUGCUCCUGCCCCGCGUGGACAGGGCGGGCCCUGAGCCCCAGGCUGCCCUGCCGUCCGAGAGGCGGGCCGCCCAGAGGGAGGUGACCCCAUGAUCCCAGCACUAUACUUGUGACGGAGGUUCCCAGAGACAUUAAAGUGCUCGUAUAGCC